AAUGACUUGAGAUAAUUCGUGGUUCUUUUACACAUCAAAUUCCACUGAAUGAUACCGUCAAGAUCCAAGGUUUCGGAAUAUAAAGAUUUUUCGAGUGAUUCUGCAAAUGAAGAUGGCGACUGGUUGUCAACAAGUGCUCUGGCUGUCUCCUUCGUAGAACCAGUCCCAUCUCUACAGAAUAUUCUGCAAAAGAUUGGAAUUAGUUGUCAGAGCACAGGACAUUUUUUCUUUGCCAAAAUGCCUUUCUUAUCUAAUGAUGAUCACGUGUCUAGUUCUAGUACACCAUGGGCUGUAGCACAUUCUGCCCAAAAGCGAUGUCGUUAUUUGGAGGGUUAUCUCAAAUCCCAACAGUUGUUACGUGAGAAGUUUGUACAAGAACUGCGUCAACUAGCAGUAGUUUCAAAUAGAAGUGUCUCAAGUAGUUUGUUGACAUUUUCUAGUUUAUUAUGUCCUUUGCGUACGAAUGCAUCUGAUUCUGAAGUUGACACCCCCGCUGAUGAUGUUUUAGUGUUGUUUGGAUCUCCAGCAACAGUGUUUCAGAUACUUCUGUUCACUCCUUGACUAUCUUCUGACAUAACAAAAUUAGUACUGGAGUUGGUUUCUAAUCAGUCACUGUAUUCAGAGAAACUUCUUGAACAGUUUCAACAACCUGUGGGUCUUAGUUCAUUAUUUAGCUGCAAACAAAUCUUCUCAGACGUAUCUACACGUCUCUUAGAAGUAUUUCAAAUUAUUGAAGAACCACGGAUUCGAAUAAAAAUUCUAAGAAUUCUUCCUGAUCUCGCGUCCUCAUCUUCCUCAUCCGGAUGGAUUCUCAGCGAUGAAGAUAGAUCUUUACUUGUUUUGCAACUUGUCAAUCUCGUCGACUCGAUAUGUCUUGAAAAUCAUUGUGAUUCGACAAAAGAUUCUGAUCCUGUUGUUUGCCUUAUUGAAUGCUUGACAUACUUUUUUGUACAAGGAGAGCUAAAAGAUCGGCUCUAUAUUGCGUUGUUUAAUCUUCUCGAUCGAUGUAUUGGACUUGACUCCUACUUCUAUUAUCUUCCUGUUAUAACUCGUUGUCUUUUGAUUAAUGGACCAGCUGUACCACAAUCACCAAUUGAAUUAUCCAAACUUGUAUCACGCCUACGUUAUGUCUUUAGUUUCGCCAAAUCGAAUUCAAUCAAUUCGGCAGUUUCAAUUAAUUCCUCUCUUGUUGACGUUUUGCGAGUUGCCUUUCAGUUAAAUCGCAGUGUAUUGUCCGAAUGGGUGCGUAUAAUUGGCUUACCUAACUCCAUGCCAGAUUCCUUGUGUCAAAGUGUGGUUGAUGGUCACAACCAAUUUGUACAAGACUUUAUUGUUCUUUGCAUAUCUGUAAGCAUACCAUCAAUAUCAGCUUCCGAAAAGGGUAACAUAAAAGCAGUUUCGGAUGGAUCUUUAUUCAAAAGAGUUUACAAUCCCGAUUCUUAUCACAACAAGCGCUUGCGAAAUGAAAUUAUUUCUAAUGUGCGUCGUCUUUUAAUAGCUGGGAAGCUGUUUUCAUUUGGUAGCAUGCAUUGUGAUAUCGAUACGUUUUUAGCGGAUUAUGGCGAGCUUCUAAUUUCUGGAGAUACUCGUUUGUUCUCAUCAUUUUCAUUUAUUCUAAACCAACUUAUCAUGUCAGGAAGUUGUGUUGCUACUCGUUUCAAAUAUCUAACCAGGUAUAUUGGCUUAUGUUUGUACAUGAAAGUUUUCAACAGUUCCAAGAGUGACUACUCUCUGAGACAGGAAAUCAUAAGCAACCUUAUACAUCAUUAUUUGACAGGUAUCAAUAGCUUGUUGAUAAGAAGCGCCAAUCGUUUUCACAUGGAAGCUAUCAUGAAAGCUAUUCUGAUAACGAUAUUACGUUUAGCUCAAUCGAACGCUCGGGAAUUGGGAGUGUACGAGGCAAAUCUACGUACUCUCCAGAACCAAAUUGAUUUUUCAGGGGCGUCUUGUGAUUCAGGUGAAACUCGUUUUCAACAUUCGCGUAUGCUUCAUGGUUAUCAGUCAGGAAUUUUAAAUGACAAGCAGUACAUAAGGCAUAUAUUUUCUAUACUUGCUUGUGUAGCAUUUGGAAGCAAAGAACAUCGGAAGCAGCAAGACGAUCUGUUGUCAUUCAUCCGCAAACUGCUUUCAAGCGAAUCAUUAUUUUCCAAAUGUGUUGGCAUAAUUGGUGCAGUUGUGCUUAUCGAGGUAAUUUGCAGGCGUGAUAAUUCAUCAAGAAAUGAAGAAUGCCCCUUAAAUACUGCCUGUCCUGAAGAUGAAGAUGAUUACAUUUUACUAGCUUCCCAGCUGGCUCACAUCGAUAAUGAUCAGAGUAGUACGUUCUCUGCAAAUGUUAGUCGAAGCAGUAAUGCUAGUUCUUUGAGUUUAAAAGGUCCAGGAACAGGGUUUGCUGAUGAUCCUAAUGAAAUCAAUUUACUGGCUGGUGACAGUGAAGAAGAUAGAACCACUGACAUUUCAACUCACCGUCCACAAUUUGCAACUCCACCUACUCGUCUUUUGUUACAAUUGGUGGGAUUGGUCGAGCAUGCAAUCCAUUCGCAAUUUCAGUUGACAGUUUUCUGGCUGGAUGAACUGGCAUUCUGUUUUAAUCGAAUAACACAGUUUAGUGGUAAAAAUAAGGCGAUUCAGUUUGUUCUGGAUAGUACCUCACCAAGUGUGUUACAGUUUUCCGAAGAGGCGAAGAAUUUUAUCGUUUGGAUGGGUACUCGAGUCAUGCGCGAUUUUCAGGAUGAUUUUGUGUUGGACAAUGCUUCUACAGAAAACUUUACAACCCAGUUCUCACUACAUAAUCCUCGUCUUUGCGAAAUUGCAAUUGCACUUGGACCUACGUGGAACAAAUACUUAUCAGCUGACUCGCAUUCGCUAAAUGGUGGGAAUUCUUCAGGGCGAAAAUCAAACCGUGUUGCAAAUCCUCUAUUAUUGCCUGCUUAUUUGAAUUUGCUAGCAAUUUCUGAAGCUGUUCAGCAUGAUGGAAAUCUAAAUACCAUCGAUGCUCUCUUAGGUUGUCCGCUUUUGUUGCCAACUGAAUUCGCUGAUACUAGAUUUACUAAAUUACUUUUAGGAGACAACGUGGUCAGCAUCAAACAGCCUCAUUUACUUAUGAUCAUAAUUAAUUGGUUUAUAGAAACUAUAAAUGUUUUCGCUCCUAAAUUACCGUGUGUUGAUUCAUCCAAUUCACAAACGUUUUCUCUCGGAGCAAUUUCAUCAGCCAAUAUGUCUAAUGCAAAUCGAAUACAUUAUUUAUCAAUUCUCCUACGUUUUACUCAGAUCGCGAAACUCCGCUACAGCCUCUAUAGUUAUUUAGCAUCUGUGUUUGAUACGAAUAAUGUGCAACAGCAGGAUGCAGAUGUCGAUACUGAAACUGAAGUUCGUAGAACACAGGUUAGUGUUGCUCCAGUAAACAAGUCUGGAUUAUCGUGGUCUGAUUUACGUCUUCCUACAGCUAGUUUCCAGCCGGCAAUGUGUUAUUCAAGUGUACCAUCGACAUCCUAUGGUAAUGGAUCCGGUCAACCUUUUGUCACUUGUGGUGUUCAUCUGCAGUCAUUUCUUUCUAAUGAUGGAGAUUGUUUAUUCGCCCGAAAAAGGACUGGAACUAGCUCAAAAUUCAGUAGUUGUGCGAACAGGAAUACGUCGCGUGCUGUUGAUGUAGGUGCGAAAAAACGUAAGAAAAUAUUGGAUACCAAAGGAACAUGUGAGAAUCGAGACAGCUAUGCAUCUGAACUAAGCGAUUCAUCAGUCUCUCAAAACGACUCUAACAUUACUCAGCGUACUGAUUCACAAGUUUCCCAAGUGUGCAAAACUGGUGGCAAAAAGUCUGCGCGUACAAAGUUAUCGAAAAUGGCUUUAGUUGGCACUAGAAAAGGCAGAAAAUCCAGCAAACAUUGUGUCACGGUAUGCGAGCUCUUCAUUAUUAUAUUUUUGUCACCUUGAAUUGAUUUAAUUUUCUUGAUUUUUCCCUAUAAAAUCUACGAGUCAUGUUUGCGUGACUGCUAUUUUUCUCAAGACAAACUAGUUCCUGUUUGUUUAUAGACAAGCUGUUGGUCAAAUUCAAAUACUUGUUGUCAUUCCCCCACUUGCACCAACUUUGGUCGUCCGUCAGAAGAUCCGUAUAAUGUACAACUGUCCUUUUCAUCCUACUUUGUGACUGUCCAAAAAGUUGUUUCAUUUUCGACAUCCGACAGAUGUUAAUUGUUUUCUAGUUUUAAUAAAGCAUUGAAAAUAUUACGAAGGAAAGCCUGUCAUUGUAGCUGGCAAAAGAUGUGUGUACUGUCUUAUAGUCCAAAACAUUCUCUUAGUUAAAGGCCAUGUGAUCCUGAAGAAAUACUUAUUUUCUGUGGUGAAUGAGUUUAAGGUGUCUCAUAUCUAACAGACUAUAUGAUAAGGAAGAUUAACACCAAGUUUCACCAAAGCUAUGUGAGACUGAAUUAGUUGUUGAGAAACAACUAUUCAAUUAAUUUUAACGUCUCAGAAUGCAUAGAGAGAAGUGCGAUAUUGGCUUCGCUUAACUUUCGAAUUUCUAUCAUCUCUGCAAACAUUUAUGCAGUUUAGCAAGUUACUGUUCCAUUCGAUUAUUUGAUUAAUGUAUGGUGAAUUUCCAGCACAUUAUUUUCCACCUGUAAUUGGUGUGGAUAUAAAUGUCACCAUAAACACCAUUUAGUAAAUGUGCUUUACUUUUUUGGAUCAUCGAGUUCUAGUAGUUAAGCCUAACGAACAUAGUCUCUAA
This is a messenger RNA of Trichobilharzia regenti, 4723 nucleotides long. NCBI's taxonomy places the organism in Eukaryota, Metazoa, Platyhelminthes, Trematoda, Strigeidida, Schistosomatidae. The record is from the annotation of a GenBank genome assembly.